Molecule: messenger RNA, 1438 nt
Organism: Mercurialis annua (annual mercury)
Lineage: Eukaryota; Viridiplantae; Streptophyta; Magnoliopsida; Malpighiales; Euphorbiaceae
Product: probable sodium/metabolite cotransporter BASS2, chloroplastic
Exons: 7
Coding region: 146-1378 (410 amino acids)
Cellular component (GO): membrane
Source: RefSeq, a predicted model, not a curated record
AAAUCAUCAAACUUUUUAGUUCCAUCAAAAUCAAACAUCAAUGAAUCAAAGACUCCUUUUUCUCUUCUUCUACUUCACUCAUCAUCAUCAACCUCUAAAUAAUCUGAUCAGAUAAUCCAAUUAUCGAAUUUUCAAUACCAAACCAAUGUCUUUAGCACUCACUCUAUGUUCCUUAACCACACUGCCAUCAAAAUCCCACAUCAAAUUCAAUCUCUCAACACAUAAAAACCAAAGACUCAACAUUCCCACAUCACCAAAAUACAGAAAGCUGCCAACUUUAGUUAGAUCAGUUGAUGACAAUUCUGGGCAUUUACAUGUGACCAAAUCAAAACCCAGAUGGGAAAAUGUGCUGUCUACUGCAGCAAGUCUUUAUCCUCUUUAUGUGACUGUAGGAGGGAUUGUUGCUUGCUUUAAACCGGAUACUUAUGUUUGGUUUGUCACCAGAGGACCAGGUUCUUAUAGUUUGACACUUGGUUUGAUUAUGUUGUCUAUGGGUAUUACUUUGGAGCUUAAAGAUUUGAUUUCUUUGUUUAUGCAAAGGCCUUUGUCUAUACUAUUUGGAUGUUUUGCUCAAUAUUCCAUUAUGCCAGCAUUUGCAAUGAUUGUUAGCAAGGCCUUGGGACUUUCACCUUCUCUUUCAGUUGGACUGAUAUUACUUGGAUGUUGUCCUGGAGGUACCGCCUCUAAUGUGGUGACCUUAAUUGCUCAAGGAGAUGUUCCGCUAUCUAUUGUCAUGACUGUGUGCACUACUCUUGGUGCAGUAGUUCUCACUCCCCUGUUGACAAAGAUUCUGGCAGGAACUUAUGUUCCGGUGGAUGCUCUUAAACUUUCCAUCAGCACCCUGCAGGUGGUUGUUGCUCCAAUUCUGCUGGGCUCUUACCUGCAGAGCACAUUUCCUGCAGCAGUGAAAGCCGUGACACCAUUUGCGCCACUAUUUGCUGUUUUAGCAUCAUCAUUUCUUGCUUGCAGCGUCUUCUCAGAAAAUGCUGUUCGUCUUAAAUCCUCAAUGGUUGGUGCAUCAUUGCCUCCUGGUUCCUCUCCGCGUCUUGUUAUUCAAUCGAUAUUGUCUGGAGAACUGGGAAUGGUUAUACUUUCUGUUUUGUUGCUGCAUUUAGCCGGUUUCUUUGUGGGUUACACAUCAGCAGCUAUUGGCGGGUUCAAAGAACGAGAAAGGCGUGCUAUAUCAAUUGAGGUUGGUAUGCAAAAUUCUUCGUUAGGUGUGGUUUUAGCAGCAUCGCAUUUCACUUCUCCAAUGGUUACAUUACCUGCAGCUAUAUCUGCAGUCAUUAUGAAUAUCAUGGGAAGCAGUUUGGGUUUGAUUUGGAGAUAUGUCGAUCCCUCCGAUUCAAAAAUUAUUCCUAAGCUUGACAGAAAAUGAAGCUGGAACAGUGUAUAAUGUUGAUUGCCUGUUCGAGUUUAAUACAUUUUCUUUAUUUAA